Molecule: messenger RNA, 4505 nt
Organism: Closterium sp. Naga37s-1
Lineage: Eukaryota; Viridiplantae; Streptophyta; Zygnematophyceae; Desmidiales; Closteriaceae
Source: the annotation of a GenBank genome assembly
UUCAAGUCCUCAAGGACCUAAAAGCGGCGUGGGGGUCGACCUUCAACGCCAAAGGCUGGGGUGACGACAAUCCCGACUGCACCACAACUGCCUACAUCACCUGCGACGGCGACGGGUGGAUCACGAAAAUGAUCCUCAAAUUAAAGAACCUCGGGGGCAGCAUUCCUGCUACCUUCAGUUGGCUAUUUAAACUGCAAACACUUGACCUCUCAUACAACCGACUCACAGGCAGCCUCCCUAAUACUUUCACUUCGCUCCUUAAACUGCAAUCCAUAUCUCUACAUAUCAAUCAGUUCACGGGCACCUUUCCUCAUACCAUUGGCUUUCUUUCAGACUUGACACUCCUAAGAGCUGAUCUCAAUCAAUUAACUGGAUCAAUUCCUGCCCAACUUGGCAGUCUAAAAAAACUGAUAACUCUGAGUCUGCACUACAAUCGGUUCACAGGAUCUCUCCCCUUUGAGCUUGGUUCCCUGACAAACCUAAAAUCCAUGACUCUGUUUUCGAAUCAGCUCACUGGACCAGUUCCCAAUUCUUAUAGCUCGCUUACUGCCCUGACCAACCUGAACCUGUACAACAAUUUACUUUCCGGCUCAUUCCCAGACACCUUUGGCAACCUUAAAGGCCUACAAAACCUGAUAAUUGGAAAAAACAAGUUCACUGACUCAAUCCCCACAGCCUUGUUCACUCUUACAAACCUCGCUAGCCUGUCUCUUUCUGAAAAUCAGCUCACAGGCCCAAUCUCUGUAGGCAUCAGUGCUCUUACAAAACUUAGGGCACUUGGCCUCUCAUACAACCAGCUUUCAGGCAGCAUCCCUGCUGAACUCAGUGCCCUUAACCAGCUGUAUUCAAUUGAAUUGGAAUACAACAAGCUCUCAGGAAGCAUCCCUGCGGAAAUCAGUGCCCUCACUCAACUGAAUUUUCUGCCACUUCGCAGCAACAACCUUACUGGAUCUAUCCCGACUGAACUCAGCCUUAUGCCAGCCUUGAGAGAUAUUGAUGUUUCGUGCAACCAGCUCACAGGCGGCAUCCCUGCUAGCUUCAGCGAUCUAACUAGCAUGGGAAAAUUUGAUAUUUCAUGCAACCAGUUCACGGGCAGCAUCCCAGCUACCUUCAGUGAUCUACAAGAACUGGGAUCUUUAAAUGUCUCUUAUAAUCAGCUCAACGGCUCACUUGAAGCUAUUGGAACUAUUUCUGCCCUAUAUUCCAUAGAUCUUUCAUCAAACCAGUUCUCAGGCAGCAUCCCCGACAGCUUCAGUCGUAUAGCUUGGCUGGGAUACUUAUAUCUAGGAAACAAUGCGCUCAGUGGCUCUUUUCCGGCCGUCUUGAGUUCCCUUACAUUCUUGACAUGGCUGGCUCUAAACAACAAUCAGUUCAGCGGCACAAUCCCCUCAGACAUCAGUCUGUCUGGAUACCUGGAAGACAUAAACCUUGCCGGAAACCAGUUCACUGGACCCAUCCCUGAUGGAUUCAACUCGCUUACAAAACUCACUCGACUUGACCUUUCAUCGAACCAGUUUUCAGGCAGCUUCCCCGAUGGCUUUAGCAGGCUCAACAAAUUGCAAAGCUUGCGUCUCCUCAAGAACCAGCUCACUGGCUCAAUCCCUUCUGGCAUUGGCAAUAUGGAUCUGACUUUCCUGUCUUUAAGUUACAACCAGUUCACUGGCGCUAUCCCCUCUGAAAUUGGUUCCCAAAAGAAAUUGUUAGCCCUUGAUCUUUCAUCGAACAAGUUCUCAGCCAGCUUCCCUGCUAGCUUGACAGAACUCAGUAAACUGCAAAAAUUGCGUCUUGACAACAUGGGGUUGACUGGCCCUAUCCCUACUGUGAUGUACUCCUUGACAUCACUGAAAGAACUGUCUAUAGUUAACAGCCAAAUCAACGGCUCAAUCCUCCCAGCUAUCACCACUCUCUCAAACCUGGAAACUCUGGACCUUUCCCGCAACCAGCUCUCUGGGCCCAUCCCUUCGAAGCUUGGCUUCUUGGACCGUCUGGUCUCACUGAACUUAGCCUUCAACGCGCUUUCCGACUCCAUCCCUUCGAAAUUCAGCUGGUUAUCCAAUCUCGUCUACCUGGAUUUAAGGCUGAACGACCUAAGUGGGCCUCUCCUCCCAGCUACGAUCACCCCUCUGAAGAGUCUCCAGGAGCUGUGGCUUGAGAGGAACAAGAUCACUGGCUUCAUUCCAACAGUCAUUGGCAGCCUGACCAAUCUUAUGCAGCUGUCUCUUGCCAACAACCUGCUGUAUGGAAGCAUACCAGACGCAGUCACCUUGCUCACAAAACUCAAGACUUUCGACCUCUCUCGCAACUAUUUCACAGGCCCCAUAGUGAAGCCAGCUAACGUGCUGGCUGUGCUUUCAUACAACUACCUCUCGGGCACUCUGCCCGCACAGCCAACAGACUUGCUGGAUUCAAACUGCUUCAAACUGGCUGAAGGGGAAACCACACCCCUGCAGCGUUCCGAAUCAGAAUGCCGGGCGUUUUGUGGCAUCUCGAUAGGUUCUGUCGCCCCUCUGUGCACGGGGCAUGGGGUGUGCUACCCCGAUGGGCCUAACUUGGUGCCUACCUGCUUGUGUGAUACCUUGCAAGGGUACAACGUGUUUCGACAGGUCUACUGUCUUGUUGAUGAAACGGACCUUGUCUCUCCAGUAGAAGGGGAGAUUCUCCCCGCGUCUACCGUGCUCACAGCAGGAGCGAAAAAGGAGGCAGUAGGGAUGUUCAACCCGGACCCAGUGCCACUCUUCAUGUACGAGGCUGGGCGUGUGUACCCAGGCUGUGGGUUCGAGCUGGCCUUCAGUGUCAACUUCACCUUUGCCCUCUCGCCUAAGGGCAAGGCCACGUCAAACGGCUUUGCCUUUGUCGUUUCGGCAACCAACACAGUGGGGAGCGACGUUGGAGUGGGCUACGGUGGGAUGGACACCCGAAGCAUGGCGGUUGAGUUUGACGUGGUUCAAAACAAGCCGCAAGACAACAUGAAAGACCCGCACGUGGGGGUGAACAUUCAGGGCCAGGAGAAAUCAGUCGCAGCUGUGAAGUCCCCGUUCCCACUGGCCAACAAGAAGCCAUACACGGCAUGGGUGGAUUAUGUGCCUGGGGACCCGGGAUUCCUUCGGGUGUUCCUCGCAACAACGGCAGUGAAGCCAAUGAAGCCGCUGAUAGAGACGCGGCUGUCGCUGUGUGCGGUGCUGAAGCCAGGGCCGCCCCAGGCUGUCCCAGAGCAGCCGCGGGCGUUCUACUUUGGCUUCGUGGCGUCCACUACAGUGAAGCCGUUCAUGAUUCAUACCAUUACGAGCUCUUACCUGCGCACAGGCGCUCCUCCUCCACCUGCAACAGUCAACAUCAAUCCAGCCUACGGUCUAAACGUAACGCUGAAUACAUACGUGCCCGUACGGGCGAGCCCCUUCCCGCGCUAUGUGAGUGCGGACUACCGAGUGUCAGCCGGGCAGAAGGACUCGUGGGUCUUCAGGGACCUCCACUCCUGGGACUCCGUGCCCUUCCUCGGCUGGCCCGUCAAGGACCAGGGCGAAUGCAAUGCAUGCUGGGCAUACGCAGUGGUGUCGAGCAUAGAAGCAGCAUACGGCAUCGCGACAAACCUAGAGGCGCCGAAGCUGUCAGUGGAUUCACUCUUCACAGCCAUGGGUCUCACCACCCAGACAGCCAAGUGCAACGCUGGAGGCUCACCCACUGAUGCCUUCGAGAAGCUAAUGGCGCUGCCUAAGGGGGCCAUUACUAUGGACGGCAAUAAGAAAAUCACGUACCCUGUUCAGGGCUUUGAGCGCACUGCCUUCAAGGGGUAUGUGGGGCUUUUGCUGGCAGUGCAGAAGCAGCCAGUGGUGGUUCACCUGGAGGCCACUGUUGCCUCGUUUGCAAAAUACGACGGGACUUUCAAGUACCAGGACCCUGGCUGCUAUACUGGCAACCUUAACCACGUUGUACUCGUUGUUGGCUACUUCGUUUUGAGAGAUGAUGGGAGUGAGAACCGCAUUGCGCCUCCCUUUUGGAUCAUCCGCAACUCGUGGGGCGAGGAGUGGGGAGACAGGGGCCACAUGCGCAUGGACAUGCAGGGAGGGGAUGGCGUGUGUGGCAUCAACGUGCUGCCUGGCAUCUACCCCAUUGUCAAGAUUCCCAAGGACCCAUGUGGCUUGAAGAGCUACAAGGGCGAUGGAGAUCUGCAGCCCAGCAUGAACCCGUGCGGUCGCUUCACCUGCAUUCCCAACCUCAAGACCAACAGCAACACCUGCAACUGCACCAUUCCGGAUCAGACCAAGCAGCCAUUUGUUGAGGCUGCAAACGGCUACGGAAACAUCUGCGUUUAUGUGGACGUGUGUGGGUCGUACUUCAAGAACCCUUGUGCCGUGGGCACAUGCAUCAACGAUGGCAAGGGCGCCUACUCCUGCAUCUGCCCUCCCAACUACGUCCCCAGCCGAACCAUCGAUAACUUCCCCACCUGCGACCCAGGUGCUGCCUUCUCCCACACCUUCCGGUGCCUCUUCUUCCCUCCAACAGCUUAG